AAAAAGUUCUUGGAUCCAGAUGAUGAUUUUAAUGUUGAAAAAGAAAUAGAGAAGCUAGAAGAAGAAGAGAAAGAGAUUGAGGAACAAGUUAAGUUUGAACAUAGUUACAAUUGCCGGUUUGAAAACCCAGAGGAAGAAUUUUUGCAAAAAUACCCAAACACUAUGAAAAAGGCUACAGGGAAGAGGGAUAAUGACACAGAUGGUAAUGAUUCUAGUUUGAAUAACUCGCAAACAGUUAAGACACCAAAAAAGAUGAAGAAAUUGAAAGAAAAUGUAGGUGAUAGAGAACCAGUGGAAGUUGAUGAAAUAGAAAUAAAUAAUAAACUGACCAAAGUAGUUAGUAAUAAGAAAGUCAGUCCUAAGAAACGGAAAAUAUUGGAAGACAGUACAGAAUUGGAAGAUCCUGCUGAUGUAGAUUCAUUGAAGAAGGUUAAGGAGGUUAUCAACAAGGAAAAUCGUAAGUCUCCUAAGGGCAAAAAAAUAUUCAAGGAAGAUUUAAAUGAACAGUCUCCUAAGAAAAAAAAAUUAGAUCAGAAAGAAGAAAAUGAAAAACCUACACCACAGAAAGAAGAAAAGCAGGUCAAGCGCAAACGAAGAUCAAGACCUAGAAAGAGAAACUCAUUAGGUACAGAUACUCCGCAAAAACCUGAGAAAACUGAUGAAAACAAUGAAGUCAGUUUGUCUAAUAACAAAGAAAACCCAUCUGUCAAGGAACAACUUUCGUCUAGUUCAUUGGAACAAAAUGUAAAGGAAAAAUUGACACACCGAAAUAGGAGACGAAGUAAAAAGUUGAAAAAUAUAAAAAAGAUACUUGCUGAGGAACCUGGAAUAUUAGAGGUAAAGAAAGGAAGUAAAAUAAGAAAAUUAAGACAUAAACAACUAUUAAAAUUAUUAGAGCUUCAAAAGCAACAGACUGAAACAGUAAAAAUGAAGGCUAAAGACUCCAAAAGUGACGUUUUAGAGGAACCUGUGACAGACGAAAAAGAAAGAAAGAAAAUAUUACAACAACAGCUAAUGUUAAAAAUAAAAGAGCUCCAAAACAUACAGUCUCAAAUUGAAAAUCUGAAGACCAAAAAUCCUCCCAAAAAAUAUGUAAAGAACAUACUGCAGCAGCCAUCUAAUUUCAAAUUGACUUCAGUUAAGAGGAGAAAGAAGAGGUUGCGAAGACAAAAAUCAGCUGCAUGAAAAAAUGGAACUAAUGAUAUCAAACAAGUAUAGAGCAGGUGUUUUAUUACUAUAAAAAUCUAUUGUUUUUAAGGGAAUAGUAAUUCUAAACUCAGGAAUGGGCACAUUUUCUUUACUAACUGUUUUUAUUAGUAUAAAAAUGUAUUAAAUAUUUUAAUUUGUUACAUUGUUUUUUUAAGUUUUUUAUUAGUAAGAAUAACAGGAUCAUUACACAUUUUCAUAUUAUGUGUUACCAAUUUUUAGAAUUGGUAGAUCUCAAAUGAAAUGAGUAACAACAGAUCUGCAAUAUUAAUGUGCUAUAAUGAUAUUGCAUUUACAUAAAAUACACAGCAUAAUUAGAUUAAUAUACUUAACAACAGCUGUAGUUGAAAGAAACUUAUAAGACCAUGAACGUUUAUAUUUAAAAUGAAAAUUCCCGUUAAAUUACUGUUUAAAUUACCUUUUACUAAAAAAGGUUCUCUGGUUACUUCACCUGGCAGAUUGAAACAUGUCCAUGUUACAACUGUUAGUUAAUCAUAUUCAGUCUCCACUCAUAGGAGUAUACAUUAGAUUUUUUAUUUUUUAGACAAUCCUUAAUUUAAAAAACUAAAUUCUCAAAAGUAAGCAAAAAAAUUAGAUUUUACUGAUUUACAAUUUGUCUUGCGGUCAAAUGCUCUUAAUAUGAUAUAGACUUAAAAAAUUAAUAAUGUUACAUUUCAGUACAUUUUAUAAAUUUUGUAGUAGAUCCUACAAAAGUUACAAGAGUUGUACAAGUGUCUCAUGCAGAAAAUAACUAUGAAUUAUUUUGUUUAGUUUAUUUGUGAAAAAUGUUUAUCCAAUUGUAUGCUAUAACACAAUGAGGAAAAAGUGCUACCACUGUUUUAUAGAAAUAAAAUAUUUUUACAAGAA
Molecule: messenger RNA, 2073 nt
Organism: Homalodisca vitripennis (glassy-winged sharpshooter)
Lineage: Eukaryota; Metazoa; Arthropoda; Insecta; Hemiptera; Cicadellidae
Product: nucleolar protein 58-like
Exons: 7
Coding region: 163-1185 (340 amino acids)
Source: RefSeq, a predicted model, not a curated record